CUGGAGGAAGUGCUCUCUCUCUCUCUAGUUCUCUAUCUCUCUAUCUCACAGACACCGAGCUUCACUUUGAGUUUGUUCCCGCCGAAAGUGUCGCGAUGUGCGGAGACAGAGAGCCGGAGGCGCCGCUGAGGAGGAGGAGGAGCCGCUGAGCUUUUCAUCGUCUCCGUGAGAACCGAGGACGCUUUUAUCCGCCGACAGAGACACAGCAGGGAAGCGACUGUACGCAGCGGACAGAGUGCAUGAUGGGAUCUUUCCGGCGUCCCAGACCCCGGUUUAUGAGUUCUCCGGUUCUGUCGGACCUCGCCCGGUUCCACGCCAGCUCGCCUUCUCUACAGAUCUCCAACACCAGCGUGUGGAACAGCGUCCAAUCAGCUGUGGUCAAGGUGUUCCAGGGCGGAGCUCUGCAGACUAACGAGCUGUUCACGCUUAACGAGAGCAUCAGGUGGCUCCUAAAAACAGAGAUGGGCUCCUUCAUCACCGACUACUUCCAGAACCAGCUGCUGACUCGAGGUCUUUCUGAAGUCCUGGACCAGAUCCUCCUCCACUCCGGUGACGAUCAGCUCGCCGUGCUCGCGGACAUGUGGGACAGAUUCUUCACAGAGACCCUCCCCACCCUGCAGGCCAUCUUCUACCCCGUCCAGGGUCAGGAGCUCACAGUGAGGCAGAUGGCUCUGCUGGCCUUCAGAGACCUGGUUCUGUUGAAGCUGCACCUGGAGGAAACUCUGGGAGCCGCCGCCUCCGUCCCCCCACCUGUCACACAGAUGCUGCUGGUGCUGCAGGGUAUCCAUGAGUCCGGUGCACCCAGUCUGGAGUAUUACCAGCUGGAGCGUCUGGUGGAGAUCGUCGUGUCUCCGUAUCUUAGCAACGUUCUGCAAAAUAGGAACCAGCAGCUGUUAGAGUCCCGUCAUCUGCGGUCGUCGGGGUCGGGGUUGUUGCUAGGCGACCAGCCAGAGAUCACCAUCACUCAGCAUCACAGCUCCUCGGACUCGUCGUCUCUGGCCCCCCUGGUGGAGCAGGAGGGCGAGGCUUACCUGGAGAAGGUGGGGGGGGUGCGGCGCCACACGGUGGCCAACGCACACUCCGACGUCCGGCUGCUGUCUGCGUCGGGCAGGAUGCAUGCUGGGACAGAGAACGACAAUGGGGUGUUGGUAGGGGGCGGGUCGAUAACUCCCAGGCCCUUCUCCAGCCAACCAGACAUGGUGGAGUCUCCGAGGGGAGGAGUCAUCUGCCUCCCCGACAGCUAGCUGAGGAACGACAGUCAGACGUGACGGAGAACUGAACCCGACAUGAUGACAGACGACUAAUGAGACAAAAAGACAAGAUGGACAAGACAACAAACGACGAGGAGACAAAACAAAACAAGAGAACCCGACAGAACCCGACAGAACCCGAGGAACCCACAGGAACAGACUGUAAAUCACAGUUGCAGACGCUUCAUGUUUUGGUGAAUUUUUCCCUUUUGAAUAAAAAAAUG
Molecule: messenger RNA, 1474 nt
Organism: Seriola dumerili (greater amberjack)
Lineage: Eukaryota; Metazoa; Chordata; Actinopteri; Carangiformes; Carangidae
Gene: prr5l
Product: proline rich 5 like
Exons: 9
Coding region: 240-1244 (334 amino acids)
Biological process (GO): TORC2 signaling
Cellular component (GO): TORC2 complex
Source: RefSeq, a predicted model, not a curated record